AUGGAUGAGGAUGACACGGUCCGUAAGGCAAGGCAUGGAGACCCUGGCCACGGCAAACAGCACCAAGGUAGUGUAAGUCAUUGGAUGGAUACGGGAACCACGGCAAGCAACGCCAGUCGUAUGGAUGAGGAUGACACGGUCCGUAAGGCAAGGCAUGGAGACCCUGGCCACGGCAAACAGCACCAAGGUAGUGUAAGUCAUUGGAUGGAGACGGGAACCACGGCAAGCAACACCAGUCGUAUGGAUGAGGAUGACACGGUCCGUAAGGCAAGGCAUGGAGACCCUGGCCACGGCAAACAGCACCAAGGUAGUGUAAGUCAUUGGAUGGAUACGGGAACCACGGCAAGCAACACCAGUCGUAUGGAUGAGGAUGACACGGUCCGUAAGGCAAGGCAUGGAGACCCUGGCCACGGCAAACAGCACCAAGGUAGUGUAAGUGAUUGGAUGGAUACGGGAACCACGGCAAGCAACACCAGUCGUAUGGAUGAGGAUGACACGGUCCGUAAGGCAAGGCAUGGAGACCCUGGCCACGGCAAACAGCACCAAGGUAGUGUAAGUCAUUGGAUGGAUACGGGAACCACGGCAAGCAACACCAGUCGUAUGGAUGAGGAUGACACGGUCCGUAAGGCAAGGCAUGGAGACCCUGGCCACGGCAAACAGCACCAAGGUAGUGUAAGUCAUUGGAUGGAGACGGGAACCACGGCAAGCAACACCAGUCGUAUGGAUGAGGAUGACACGGUCCGUAAGGCAAGGCAUGGAGACCCUGGCCACGGCAAACAGCACCAAGGUAGUGUAAGUCAUUGGAUGGAUACGGGAACCACGGCAAGCAACACCAGUCGUAUGGAUGAGGAUGACACGGUCCGUAAGGCAAGGCAUGGAGACCCUGGCCACGGCAAACAGCACCAAGGUAGUGUAAGUCAUUGGAUGGAGACGGGAACCACGGCAAGCAACACCAGUCGUAUGGAUGAGGAUGACACGGUCCGUAAGGCAAGGCAUGGAGACCCUGGCCACGGCAAACAGCACCAAGGUAGUGUAAGUCAUUGGAUGGAUACGGGAACCACGGCAAGCAACACCAGUCGUAUGGAUGAGGAUGACACGGUCCGUAAGGCAAGGCAUGGAGACCCUGGCCACGGCAAACAGCACCAAGGUAGUGUAAGUCAUUGGAUGGAUACGGGAACCACGGCAAGCAACACCAGUCGUAUGGAUGAGGAUGACACGAGGGGAACCACGGCAAGCAACACCAGUCGUAUGGAUGAGGAUGACACGGUCCGUAAGGCAAGGCAUGGAGACCCUGGCCACGGCAAACAGCACCAAGGUAGUGUAAGUCAUUGGAUGGAGACGGGAACCACGGCAAGCAACACCAGUCGUAUGGAUGAGGAUGACACGUCAUUGGAUGGAUACGGGGAACCACGGCAAGCAACACCAGUCGUAUGGAUGAGGAUGACACGGUCCGUAAGGCAAGGCAGUGGAGACCCUGGCCAUGGACCACAGCAUCAAGGAGUGCAAGGCAUAGGAGACCCUGGCCACGGCAAACAGCACCAAGGUAGUGUAAGUCAUUGGAUGGAUACGGGAACCACGGCAAGCAACACCAGUCGUAUGGAUGAGGAUGACACGGUCCGUAAGGCAAGGCAUGGAGACCCUGGCCACGGCAAACAGCACCAAGGUAGUGUAAGUGAUUGGAUGGAGGGAACCACGGCAAGCAACGCCAGUCGUAUGGAUGAGGAUGACACGGUCCGUAAGGCAAGGCAUGGAGACCCUGGCCACGGCAAACAGCACCAAGGUAGUGUAAGUGAUUGGAUGGAUACGGGAACCACGGCAAGCAACACCAGUCGUAUGGAUGAGGAUGACACGGUCCGUAAGGCAAGGCAUGGAGACCCUGGCCACGGCAAACAGCACCAAGGUAGUGUAAGUCAUUGGAUAGCGGCCACGGCAAGCAAACCAAUGCGUAAUGAAGAUUGA
Molecule: messenger RNA, 1959 nt
Organism: Ostertagia ostertagi
Lineage: Eukaryota; Metazoa; Nematoda; Chromadorea; Rhabditida; Trichostrongylidae
Source: the annotation of a GenBank genome assembly